Molecule: messenger RNA, 995 nt
Organism: Dermatophagoides pteronyssinus (European house dust mite)
Lineage: Eukaryota; Metazoa; Arthropoda; Arachnida; Sarcoptiformes; Pyroglyphidae
Gene: Ppcs
Product: phosphopantothenoylcysteine synthetase
Source: RefSeq, a predicted model, not a curated record
AUGUCAAAAUCAACAAAUUUUAGGCCCGAAUUACAACAACAAUCAAGUAUUAAUGAAGAAUUGGAUAAGAUUGAAAAAUUUUUUCAACAAUUACAACGACCAAAAAAUUUAAAUGAAAUAAGAAAUCGUACGGAAAAAUUUUGUCAAGAAAAUUCGGAUAGAAAAAUUGUUCUGAUUACGUCUGGUGGUACAACUGUCCCAAUGGAACAUAAUACAGUACGUUUCAUUGAUAAUUUCAGUGCCGGUACUCGUGGUUCUGCUUCAGCCGAAUAUUUUUUCGAUACAAACCAAUAUGCAAUCAUAUUUUUAUAUCGUCAUAAAUCUUUGGAACCAUUCGCCCGGCAUUUUGAUGGACUAUUUUCCAAUCUUAAAUAUGAUACAAAUAAUGAUCGAAUUGAAGUAUCCGAAACGAUUAGACCAAAACUAAUACAAACAUUAACUAAAAUGAAAGAAUCAUCAAACCGGUUGCUGAAAAUUACAUUCACAACAUUAUCCGAAUAUUUAUUUAUAUUACGUGAAAUGACCGCUUUAUUACGACAAUAUGGUUCACGUGUAAUGCUUUAUUUGGCUGCAGCUGUAUCGGAUUUUUAUAUACCACCAGAUAAUAUGGCUAUACAUAAAAUUCAUUCAAAUGGACCAUUACGUUUACAUUUUGAAAUGGUACCAAAAAUUUUACGACCAUUAGUUAAAUUUUGGGUACCGGAUGCAUUUGUUAUAUCAUUCAAACUAGAAACUGAUGCCGAUAUUUUAUUGGAAAAAGCACGUGAAGCAUUAAAUCGUUAUGGACAUAAAUUAGUUAUUGCAAAUGAAUUGAAUACACGUAAAUGGAAAGUUAUACUGGUUACAGCAAAUGAAUCCGAAUUGAUUAAUAUUGAUCGAAAUUCUGAUAACCCAAUAGAAAUUGAAAAAUUAAUUGUAACAAAUGUUGUUCAAAGACAUGAAAAAUUUAUCAAAAAUCUUUUAUGAAUCAAAAUGAAAAAAAAUGUGAAUCAAAU